CCAGAAAUCUAACAAUAUAGUGGACUGGAACCACCUAAGAACAUCAGAUUUAAAAGCAAUGUGUUUUAAGAAACUUAAAAAAAAGACUCUUGGAGGUACAGGAAUGGUUGAGGUUGAGGACAUUUAUCUUGAGAGUUGCCAAAGAAGAAGGUUGGACUGUGACAGGAAAAAUUCUAAAAUUGAUACUAAUGAAGGUGAUGAAUUUAAGAAUUUAUUAAUUGAAGCAAGAAAACAAAUGAAGUUACAAGGAGGAGACCUUGUACCUUAUAAUAGAAGAUCCUGGCAAACCAAAGACCAAAAAUUUGGUGCUUGGGGUUCAAGAACAAAUCAUUAUACCUCUUAUCUGUCUUCUUAA
Racocetra fulgida is the source of this 355-nucleotide messenger RNA. NCBI's taxonomy places the organism in Eukaryota, Fungi, Glomeromycota, Glomeromycetes, Diversisporales, Gigasporaceae. The record is from the annotation of a GenBank genome assembly.